This is a messenger RNA of Labrus bergylta (ballan wrasse), 3249 nucleotides long. RefSeq names its product myotubularin related protein 2 (gene mtmr2). The record is from RefSeq and is a predicted model, not a curated record. Gene Ontology annotation, cellular component: cytoplasm; membrane. Gene Ontology annotation, molecular function: phosphatidylinositol-3,5-bisphosphate 3-phosphatase activity; phosphatidylinositol-3-phosphate phosphatase activity. NCBI's taxonomy places the organism in Eukaryota, Metazoa, Chordata, Actinopteri, Labriformes, Labridae. Gene Ontology annotation, biological process: phosphatidylinositol dephosphorylation.
UCCUUGUGACAGGAGGGAGGCUUCUGGGAAAGAUGGCAGCUUCCUUUUGAAAGUGGGGAUUUGCUGUUCUCCGAGGAGGUGUCUGAAGUCUCUCUUCAGUGGAUAAUCGGACCUCCAUCGCACAGUCUGGCUCCAAAGUAACACUUCGUUUGUAGAAGAUGGAGAAGAGCGGGAGCAUCGACAGUCUGGGCUCGAAACGAUCCUCUUCCCGGCAGCCAAGUGUUGAUUCAUUGUCCAGUACUUCCACCUCUCGCUCUGACCGGUCAGCCCCGGCCAAGCCACCCUCCGCAAUGUCUUCGGAGUCUGUUGCCACCUCUGCAGAGCUCUCCCCAGAGAUGAGGGCAAGUAGCCUACACGUUAAGCCCAAAGCUGCUGCAAAGAAGGUGCUGAGAGAGUCGGACAAAGAGGAACCACAGUUACUUCCAAAUGAAACCGUGCAAGACAUGGCCCAAGAUGUCACCUACUUCUGUCCUUUCAUUGGCGCACUGAGGGGAACUGUGACAGUAACCAACUACAGACUUUUCUUCAGAUGCAUGGACAGGGAGCCAACAUUUGUGCUCGACAUUCCCCUGGGUGUGGUGAGUCGUGUGGAAAAAAUUGGAAGUGCUUCAAGCCGCGGUGACUUGUCCUAUGGGCUGGUUUGCAAGGAUGUGCGAAAUCUGCGAUUUGCACACAAACAAAUGGAUGACACACUGAGGAAGUCCAUUUUCGAAGUGCUGAUGAAAUUUGCGUUUCCUGUUUCCAACGGGCUGCAAAUCUUUGCCUUUGAAUAUGGGCAAGUCUUUCCUGAAAACGGAUGGAAGGUGUACGACGCUGUGUCUGAAUACAAAAGACAGGGUAUACCCAAUGAAAGUUGGAGGAUAACCAAAAUAAACGAUCACUACGAGGUUUGUGACACCUACCCAUCAACCCUGGCGGUGCCAGUCAACAUUCCAGACGAGGAGCUGAGGAGAGUGGCUGCCUUCAGAGCAAAGGGGAGGAUUCCUGUGUUGUCAUGGAUUCAUCCCGAGAGCCAGGCGACAGUGACACGCUGCAGUCAGCCAAUGGUUGGGGUGAACGGGAAGCGCAGCAAAGAGGAUGAGAAAUACCUCCAGGCCAUCAUGGAUGCUAAUGCUCAAUCCCACAAACUCUUCAUUUUUGAUGCCCGGCCCAGUGUCAACGCGGCUGCUAACAAGAUGAAGGGGGGCGGAUAUGAAAGUGAGGACGCCUAUCAAAACGCUGAGCUGGUGUUUCUGGAUAUUCACAACAUCCAUGUGAUGAGAGAGUCGCUCCGCAAGCUGAAAGACGUGGUAUACCCAAAUAUCGAGGACUCCCAUUGGCUCUCUAAUCUGGAGUCUACUCAUUGGCUUGAGCACAUCAAGCUGAUCCUUGCAGGAGCCCUAAGGAUUGCAGACAAGGUGGAGUCUGGGAAAACCUCCGUGGUGGUGCACUGCAGCGACGGCUGGGACCGCACAGCCCAGCUCACCUCACUGGCCAUGCUCAUGUUGGAUGGCUACUACCGCACCAUCCGUGGCUUUGAGGUGCUGCUGGAGAAAGAGUGGCUCAGCUUUGGCCACCGAUUCCAACUGCGUAUCGGUCACGGCGAUAAGAACCACACAGACGCAGACCGAUCUCCUGUUUUUAUUCAGUUCAUUGACUGUGUGUGGCAGUUGACUCGCCAGUUUCCUGCUGCGUUCGAGUUUAAUGAAUACUUCCUGGUGACCAUCCUGGACCACCUGUACAGCUGCCUGUUUGGGACAUUCUUAUGUAACAGUGAACAACAGAGGUUGAAGGAGGAGAUUCCAAAGAGGACAGUGUCGUUGUGGUCUUAUAUAAACAGCCAGCUAGAGGAGUUCACCAAUCCUUUGUAUGUGAACUAUUCCAACCAUGUGCUGUUCCCUGUAGUCAGCUUACGUCACCUGGAGCUUUGGGUUGGCUAUUACAUCCGCUGGAACCCUCGCAUGAGACCUCAGGAACCGGUUCAUCAGCGCUACAAAGAGCUGCUCGCAAAGCGCGCCGAGCUGCAGAAGAGAGUGGACGAGUUGCAGAGAGAGGUGACCAAUCGCUCGGCCUCCUCCUCCUCUGAGAGGGCGGGCUCUCCCACACGCUCCAUCACUCCAGUGCAGACCUUUGUUUGACACCCACUGACCCUCAUGCAGGUCGCAGAAGCAGAAUUUGACUUGUGGGGAGAUGCCAUACAGUAGUUCAGGUCACACCUGUUGCCAUAAAGGACCUGUGUGCAUUUUUUUUUGGGGUGACACAAUGUUGAAACACUACCACCUAAGACUUAGCAGAUUGCUGUAUUUGCAUCUUUCACAGGGUUAUGUAGAGUCUGUGUGUGUCUCAGGCUGCUUUAAUACAGCCAUAGUGCACUCUACUUUCACAGUUCAGAGGAUACAAAACCAGAGUACUGUUUAGCAUAACAAACCACCUAUACAAUCAGUGUUUUUGAAAGUAUGCUUUACUUUUACGCAGGUAAAUUAUAUAUGCCUUAUACACUUCAUAGGAACACUUGCUUAUUCCUGCACACUACAACUGUUCAAUUUUCAUUUGAAAGCAAUACUGCUGAAGCAAAUGUGAAGAAUUUCAUUUUCUGCAGAAGUUUCUCACACUAGCACUAAAACUGCCUUAGUGGCUCCUGAGUUGUCUAACAUCUCAUCAUGUAGCUAAAGGGCUGUAAUGUCAGCAUCCUCUAAGAAUGAAGAACUAGUCAUAGAGCACACUAACAAAUAUCUAUGCUUUUAGAUUAUUGUGACCAAAUAUUUGUGUUACUACAUAAAGGUUCAUGUUUGGCAUUCCUCUCAUUGAGCGAGUUCAGUUCCAUAAGUUUCAUUUUUCUAACUAGCUCAUUUUAUUUAUUAUCAUUAAGUGCAGACUUGUAUUUAUGGCUCACAAACACUCUUUUCUCUUGCUAUUAGUGGAGGAAAUAUGUUCCCAUGCAACAUUAACAAACUACAGAGAAUAUGCAAUAGCUCUUUUGUUCAUGUGAGAGGACAUUUCAUAAAAGAUGCUUUUUCAAAGCUGUCAGCUGAUGUUCUUUUUAUUCACAGCAGAAUGUCUGACUAAUCAUUUGUUUUGAGUGGUUGUUUUUUUUGUCUAGUUUCACUAAUCUGAUUGGAUAUCUGUGCCUUCCUCUGAGUGGCUGAUUGAAAGAAGAGAACAGUGUGCACAGUUUUUUUUAAUUGCUAAGGUUUAUAGAGUAAGUAAAUAAAGAGUAAGUAAGCAUUUCCUCUUUGCAUGUACAAACUUGCAAUAAACAUGGGAAUCAAU